Hypanus sabinus (Atlantic stingray) is the source of this 4501-nucleotide messenger RNA. RefSeq names its product solute carrier family 30 member 10 (gene slc30a10). Gene Ontology annotation, biological process: zinc ion transmembrane transport; intracellular zinc ion homeostasis; manganese ion transport. The record is from RefSeq and is a predicted model, not a curated record. The coding region runs from base 330 to 1559 and encodes 409 amino acids. Gene Ontology annotation, cellular component: membrane. Gene Ontology annotation, molecular function: zinc ion transmembrane transporter activity. NCBI's taxonomy places the organism in Eukaryota, Metazoa, Chordata, Chondrichthyes, Myliobatiformes, Dasyatidae. The transcript is spliced from 8 exons.
UGCACAAGAAACAUCUCUAUUCUACCAACAGCAGUCAUAAUCUAAAAUGUUUCAAUCAAUUUGCCUUUCAUUCUGCAAAACUUCAAUGGAUACGACCAUCCGCCGCCCAUACAGUCUGGAUAUUCCAGGGAAGUGUCUGACAUCAUUAUUUCAAAAGGGUUUGACAUCCAACGCAUGAUGGAUCUGUGCAGGGUGUAACAAUGCAAAAUCCUAAAUUGAUACAAACACAUCAAUAACUGAGUUACACUGGACUUACCGUACAGAUCUGAGCUCGUUUAGGCUGCAAAAGACGGCAUAUUAGCCUCUCGCCUCCACUUACCAGCACCACCAUGGUCAAGAACUGCCGCAUGAUUUUCAUGCUGGUGAUAACAAGCGGCUUCUUCGUGGUGGAGCUUUUGGUAGGAUACAUAGGCGAUUCCAUCGCUCUGGUCUCGGACUCCUUCAACAUGUUGUCUGACAUGAUCUCCCUGGGCGUCGGGUUGACCGCGGCCAACGUAUCGAAAAUCAGGAGGCGCCACAGCAACACGUACGGCUUUGUGCGGGCAGAGGUGGUGGGAGCUCUGGCCAACGCCGUCUUCCUCUCAGCAUUGACUUUCACCGUCUUCAUCGAGGCGAUCAUCCGCCUCGUCCAUCCGCACAAGAUAGAGGAUGUCGGCCUGGUGCUGGUCGUCGGGGCUCUCGGGCUGGCCGUGAACGUCGUCGGGCUGAUUCUCUUCCAAAACAGUUGCUUCCGAGGAAGGAGAAGCACUCAAACAGAUAGAUUGGCAAAUGGCACGCGAGAACAGAACAAAGGGUCAACAAAUGCUGCGGCUUUAAAUGUCCGAGGUAUCUUUCUGCAGGUAAUGGGUGAUGCAUUGGGAUCUGUUGUGGUGGUAGUCACUGCCACAAUAUUCUAUGUGCUUCCUCUUGAUAAAGAUGAACCCUGUAAUUGGAAAUGCUACGUUGAUCCCAGCUUGACAAUCAUUAUGGUCAUAAUCAUUAUAUCAUAUGUCUUACCACUUGUAAAAGAAACAGCUGUAAUUUUGCUCCAGAUGGUGCCCAGAGGGAUCGAGCUACGUGAUAUAGAUGAGAAGUUGCGUAAAGUUGAUGGAAUAUACGGGAUUCACGAACUCCAUAUCUGGGAACUUGCUGGAGGGAAGAAUAUCGCUUCACUUCAUGUGAAAUGCCUGGAUCGUUCUACAUACAAAACAGCAGGGUUACAAAUCCGUGAAAUCUUCCACAAUGCAGGAGUUCACUCUGUAACCAUUCAGGUAGAAUUUUCUGAAGGAGUAAACGAUUCUGACUUGAUAUGCAACUUCCCCUGUAUGUUAACAGAAUGUGAGAAUCAUCUGUGCUGCAUUCCACAAAAACAUUAUGAUGUUGAUGUACAGGGUUACAUAGAGAUGAGUAACAACCCUCCAGAAGCCUCCUGUAAUGGCCGCAGGAGAAAUAGGGUAGAGGAAAAUCGCAUUGAAGAAACUUCCAGUAUUUCAUCUCGCAAUUUGGGAAUACCGGGAGAAGUAAGUGAAGAAAAGGAAGACACAAAUGGACUACUACAUUUGCAGAGUUCUUCACUGUAGCGAGUAUAUUUCAUUUGACAAUACAGUCAAAUUUCAAAUUAAAGUUGAAUCUAGGGUAGGUAUUUAAAAAAAAUUAAUGUGCCAAAGAAGAGCACAGACUAGUAAGGUUUGAAGUUUGUUGAGCUAAGGUUCAACUUCCUCAUUAUAGCCAGAUGGAAAUAAGCUUGAAGAUAAAACUGAGUUAAUGGAAAGUGAAGUUAUUUACCUACCUUUAAUGUUAGGACUAAGUGACUGUGAAAUUUGUGAAGGAUGAUAAGCUAUGUUAUUACCAAUCUUUACAUACUAAAUCUGAAUGAAAUCUUUAGCUAUACCUGAUUUUAGUUGAAAUGAAAUGUUCAGCCAAGGCAGUUGCAUCAGAUUUACUGCAAUGGAUUACUGGUUUGAAAACUGAGAAAAAAUGCUCAGAAAUUUUCCAGGUUGUGUAAUCAACAGUUAUUGGAGUGAUCAAACUAACUGCUGCUCAACAUAAUUGUUGAGCAGAUAUUUUUUUUCUACUUGCUACUAAUUCAAAUGCCUUUGUCUGAAUUGUUCUCAAUCUUAAAAAUUACGAUUAUGUGCUGUAAUCUUCAUUUGAAUAUAUAUUUCAGUUAUUAGAUUAUGGUUGUAACAGGGUGUAAACAUGAUGUAUAAUCAUAUCAUUACCUACUGAUUUCCUAGAAUAAAGGUAGAAUGUCAGCUAUAUUCUCUGUAUUCAUAACAGAUCAAAAUUCCACCUAUUCUGAUGGAGAAGUAAUUUUAGUGGUGCUGGAAUGUUGUCAAAGUGAGAGGAACAGGUCAAAUUAUGCAUUCACCUGUAAAUGAAGAGGUCAUCUUUGACGAGAAUAGGCCAUUGUGCUUAUCUGUCAGUACAUCCUUGUAGAGUCUAGAUUGCUCUGGGAUGUAACUUCCGUGGAAUUCAUCUAGAAUUAGUUUCUGCAAGAGACUUGCUUUCCUAAUUAACGCUGCUGAUCUUCUGUGUGAGGUAGAUAUUUUAGAAGUGUUUUGUAGAUCAGUCUUCCUGCCAGCUUUCAAACAUCCUUGACAUUUGGUUAUGGUUCAACUAUGUGGAUGGCAAUGCCAGUUUAUGGUGAGUUACAGGGGAUAGAUGUUUCCAGAAACAGAAAAUAACUCCAGUAUGUUAGUUUUUGGAGGCCUCUUCCUUGUACAUAUGGCUAAUUGCAGAUUUAUAUGAAUGCAAUUCUAGUAGAGAGUAUAUAAAUGAUAGAUGUGAAUAAAUUCAGUCUUUGUUUUAGGCAAGCUAUUGACAAGCACUGUUUGAUUGUUUUAAGAAAGACACUCUUGACAGGCUUGAAUCAGUUGGGGUUAUAAAUCUUGAUGCAUACAUUUAGAUUCUGUUUCCUUUUAAAGUAGAUGAGAUGGAGGGAAGUGCUUGAUUAGGUUAAGGUCAAUCAGACAUUUUCUUAUAUGCAUGGCAUUGCAAAACUCUAGAGUAUUAAUAAUUAGUUACCAAUUACAAUUGGUCAAAUUUUACUUUUUUUUCUUAAAUAGAUGAAAGGUUGGCUGAUCUGUCUCUUUAACUCAGCAUCUAGAAGUGGUUUCAGCUGAGGUUCCUGGAUAGGAUGAAAAUAUUCUGAUAUUAAGAAUUAAACCUCUUGUUUUGAAGAUAAUAAUGUGAUGCUCUUGCUGUCAUUCGGAAAGUGAAAUAUACUCACGUGGAAUCUAUAAUUGUUGAUUGGCACACUAAGCCCCACAGUGGUGUCAUUGAUGGCUCUCCAUCUGAGGCACAAGCAAGAAUGUUGGGUGACGCACAAUCAAGAAGCAAGCUGGAUUAGGAAGGAUAAAGAACACACACACGAUUGAAGAAAUGCAAAUACCUGAAGUUACAAUGGAUAUGCUGAAAGUGGUUAUUAAGAAGUACCCACACUGGAAAAACACUGUCAGUGAUAAUAUUCAUAAUCAUUGGUAUAACAAAUUUACAUGCCUUCAUCUGUACCUAUUAAUACAUAUCAACAAUUUUCUUGAAAAUCCUGAAAAAGUGCCCAAAUUUUUGACAGAAGGUAAAGAAAUAUCACAAAUAAUCCAUUAAAGUUUUGUCCUAUUAUUUGCUUACAAGUUAUACAUAAAAUUGUGACUUAGAUAACCACAAUAUUCUUACAGAAGAGCUAAAAGGAUGCAAUAAGGGUAUGAAAGGAUGUAAAGCACAAACAAUAAUGGAUUUUGUAAUUUUAAACCCAGCUCAGUGGGAAAGCAGGAAUCUUUCAUGUCGAUAUAUUGACUACCAAAAAGCAUUUAAUUCUGCCUCAUACUCACGGUUAAUAGAAAUUCUCAAUAUAUAUAAACUACACCUUGUACUUGUCAAAUUCCUUCAACCACUGAUGAAGCAUCGGCAUACUGUAAUUACCCCAUCUGCUAACAACCAAUAAAGAACCAUCAUUAUCAAAAUAAACGGAGGCAUUUUCCAGGGUGACUCUCUCAGCCCACUGUGGUUUUGUCUAGCUUUAAAUUGCGUUUCAAAUCAGAAACAAUCAAAUGAAUUAUACCUUGACACAUCUUCUAUACAUGGAUAAUUUUAAAGCAAUGAAUUAAAAACUAAACCAAUAAAUUCAAAUAGCAGAAUUAUUUUUGAAAGAUAUAAACAUGAACUUUGGACUAGAUGUGCAGAACUUUAAACAUAAAGAAAGGUGUACUAGAGCUAAUAGAAUACAGAACAGAGCAGCACGAUACAAUUCAACUGAUGGAUGAUUAGGAAACACUCGGAGAUAUCAGCAAGCAAAGAAAACAGAUCACAGGGUGAUAAAGGGAAAACUUCCGACAGAAUUUACUUCAAGGCUUAAGAAAAUCAGCCAAACAGGAUUCAAUUGUAAAAAUGUAACAAAGGUAAUAACACUUUUGAUAUACUUGUAGAGACCAGGCUCUGAGCUCUUAUGUAGAGAGUGGUUACAGAAUGGGUCACCUGUAAUAUUGUUUCCACAGUUCACCGAGACAUAAAAAUAAAGUGGAAU